AUGCUGGUGCUGGUGUCAUGGUGCUCGUGGGUGCUUGGAUUUCCCCCACUUGCUGGAGGGGUCCAUGAAAAAUGUCAUCUCAUGCAGGGCACGCCGUUGUUUCCGUCCCACAAGGCGAUAUUGUUUUGGACGACUGAUGUUGACUUUUUUUCCAGAAAAAUUUCUGUCAUAUUUUUCUUCUCUUUCUCUUCCCUGCGAACCUUGUCCUCCGGGUCGUCGAUCUUGUGA
Colletotrichum abscissum is the source of this 228-nucleotide messenger RNA. RefSeq lists its product as uncharacterized. The transcript has a single exon. Bases 1 to 228 code for a protein of 75 amino acids. Lineage: Eukaryota; Fungi; Ascomycota; Sordariomycetes; Glomerellales; Glomerellaceae. The record is from RefSeq and is a predicted model, not a curated record.